This is a messenger RNA of Salmo salar (Atlantic salmon), 613 nucleotides long. Its product is annotated as hemoglobin subunit beta-C-like. Gene Ontology annotation, molecular function: heme binding; oxygen carrier activity; organic acid binding. NCBI's taxonomy places the organism in Eukaryota, Metazoa, Chordata, Actinopteri, Salmoniformes, Salmonidae. The record is from RefSeq and is a predicted model, not a curated record. Gene Ontology annotation, biological process: oxygen transport; hydrogen peroxide catabolic process. Gene Ontology annotation, cellular component: blood microparticle; haptoglobin-hemoglobin complex; hemoglobin complex.
AACCCUGUCAAAGGAACCUCAUAGCCAGCAACAUGGUUGAGUGGACAGACUUUGAACGCGCCACAAUCCAAAGCAUCUUCUCAAAGAUGGACUACGAUGACGUGGGCCCCGCGGCUCUUUCCAAAUACACAUCUCCAAACGACAAAAUCAUUUAUUUCUGGGCGUUGAGUGUAUGCAUAUAUCACAACGCCGCUGCCAUUCAGGGAAACCCAAUGGUCGCCGCUCACGGAAAGACCGUCCUGCACGGACUGGACCGGGCUGUCAAGAACUUGGAUGACAUCAAGGCCACCUACGCAGAGCUGAGCGUGCUGCACUCCGAGAAACGACACGUGGAUCCCGACAACUUCCGGCUGCUGGCUGACUGCCUUACUAUUGUUGUUGCUGCGAGAAUGGGUGCUGACUUCACCGCUGAUGUCCAGGGUGCUUUCCAGAAGUUCCUGGCUGUGGUGGUGAGCUCCCUGGGCAAACAGUACCACUAGAGCCCCUCCACUCAGAGACGGACGACCAUCAGAGGACCAACAAGCUCAGAGGACCAACAAGCUCAGAGGACCAACACGCGCUGAUCAUUUGUUUAGAGGCACAUGUUGUUCCUUCUACUAAAGCAAAUAAAAUC